GUCACAAUCCCUCGUCGCCGGUGAGCGUCGCGGUCUGGAUAUCUCUUGUCUUAUGAUUAUAUACGCAAGACUGAAAUCGGAAAAUGCUCCUGCGAACACAGGUGGACAGCUUCAACGCUCAUGUCUCUUUGUUGUCGACCAAGUAAACUUGACGAUGCGGCUGUGGCGGUGCACCGGCGUAUUUUUCGUCUCCUCACUGCCUCAGCCCUGACGCGGCUCCAAGAAAUACCGGCAAGAACGGCAGACAACACCAGCCUCCUUGCUUCAUUCCUCGUGACAAACGCCUGCAUCCACCUCCUUUCGCAUUUGCCAAACGACAUUAUCACUAAGUCAGGCAAAUCGCGCUUCGUGCGACCGAAAGUCGUUUGCUGUCGCGGUCGUUGCGACUCGCCGCCUCGCUCUCACGACCCAGCGCGAAGGCCCCAGCUUGGCUCUCAAAUGGACAUCGAUGCCUUUGGGACUUCAUCGAGCCGAACUUUCAGUUCACAAUAUUGCCUCUGUGGUCAAUGCCAACAGUCAUCUUCCAACUACAACGACACGAUCCAUCUCACGACUGCCAGUCGAUCUCGAGACGAACGAACGGCCGCGGAGGCAGUCGCUCACUCCGUGGUCAUCCUUAUGAUGUACACCGAUAAUUCAGGAUGAAGGCUGAGAGCCGAUAUCUGUAUUUUCGACAGUGCUGACGUCGGGCCAUUCUGGACGCAAUGC
Messenger RNA from Didymella exigua CBS 183.55, 708 nucleotides. RefSeq lists its product as uncharacterized. Bases 121 to 645 code for a protein of 174 amino acids. NCBI's taxonomy places the organism in Eukaryota, Fungi, Ascomycota, Dothideomycetes, Pleosporales, Didymellaceae. The transcript has 2 exons. The record is from RefSeq and is a predicted model, not a curated record.